This is a messenger RNA of Medioppia subpectinata, 555 nucleotides long. NCBI's taxonomy places the organism in Eukaryota, Metazoa, Arthropoda, Arachnida, Sarcoptiformes, Oppiidae. The record is from the annotation of a GenBank genome assembly.
AUGACUUGGAUUGAGCAAAUACAAAACUGUCCGACACUUCCGGCGCCCAAAAAUGGUCACUUAAUUAUGAGAAACGGAAGUUUUGCAUAUUAUAGCUGUUGUAUGGAUUAUGUGUUCGAAGACACCAAACAAACGGACAAAUUGUGUACAGCCUUUAUAUACUUGUAUUUUAAUAAGAAUAAAGGAAAAGAACUAUCGAUGAGUUCAUCGCUUAUUCUCUCAAACGAAUCAAAUGUAUUGUUCAGUCGAUCCGACAAAGAGUCAGAUUCUGAUGGCAACUAUAUUUCAGACAUUAUGAUUCCCAUCGUCUUAAUGAUUGCAUUAUUGGUCGGAAAUGCAGUCAUUGUUUGGGUUUUGUUUAGAUUAAAAAGACGACAGAAGAGAGACGACAAGACAAUUGAAUCGACGGUUCCGUUAAAUUCUGGGUCGUGUCCGCAGACCAACACAAUAGAGAGCAGCGAAUGGCAGAUAGAAUCGGAAUUGAGAGACAACGGUUUGCAGACAAUAGAGAGCAGCGAAUGGCAGAUAGAAUCGGAAUUGAGAGACAACGGGUAA